Lathyrus sativus (Indian pea) is the source of this 1578-nucleotide messenger RNA. NCBI's taxonomy places the organism in Eukaryota, Viridiplantae, Streptophyta, Magnoliopsida, Fabales, Fabaceae. The record is from the annotation of a GenBank genome assembly.
AUGGAGAAGACGAUGAUGAUGGAGGAUUCGUUGGAAUCAGACGAGAUGGAUGGAACCGGGUCGGGUAAUGGAAUAAGAAGAAUAAGCUCGAGAGCUGAAGUGGAUACUUCAAUGCCGUUUGAGUCUGUUAAAGAAGCGGUUACCCGGUUUGGUGGAAGCGGGCCUUGGUUGCCGCUUUACAAGCUUGGUGAGGCUUAUAACAGUAUCGAAGACUUUGACAUAAAGAAAAUAGAGGAACAAGCUGCAAAGUUGGAGAAGGAUUUGAUAAUGAAAGAACUCGAAACACUUGAUGUGCUUGAAGAACUAGGAUCUGCCAAAACGAUUCUGGAGAAAUUAAAGCAGCAGCUACAAUCCGAAGCAAUCAAAUUUUCUGCGACUCGAGAUGUAAGUUCGUGCGAAAGUAUUGAAACUCUUGUUAAAGAAUCUGCAAGUAUCCUCAACCAUCAAGAACAGAUGUUGCAAUGUCCAAGGCCGUUCCAUACUCCAUCGCCUGAUAUGCUCUUAACCGAGUUAAAACAAGCUAAGAUGAACCUUGGUAAAACUAUAAACGAUCUCGGUGUGAUACAAUCAUCUGUUGAAAGUUUGAAUAAGAAGAUGAAGAAGGAGAGACUUUUUCUCGAGAGGACACGGGAGAAUCUACAAUCGAAGUUUGCAGCUAUCUCUGCUCAAAAUGUGGCCGAAAAAGAAGUAAGGUCAAAGCCUCAGGUAGAUCCUGUAGAAACGGAUUUUACUUUUCAUACUCCGCAGAAUGUUACAAGGGAUUUAAAAGUUGAUGCUGAACAGAACAUUGGAAUGGUUGAAACAAGACCCUUAGAAGUUUAUAAGCAAGGGGUUGAGGAUGGAGAGAAUGAGUUUAGUAUUAAAACUGCUGAGAUGAGGUGGUUUGCUGCUAAAAAGAUGGAAGAAGCUGCAAUGGCGGCCGAAGCCGUUGCUCUUGCUGAAAUGAAGGCUCUAUCUCGUGCUGACAAUAUAUCAUCGCAGUUUUCUACACGAGAGCAUCAUGAAUUUCAAAUACCUGAAGAGUCUAUUUUGAAAAAAGUAAUACACUCGACAUUCCAAAUUGAUGCGGCAAGUGCUUCUAAGCUAACUAUUCUGAAAAAACUAGAGGAAGCAACCGCAGAAGUUAUACACAGCAAAGAAAUUUUAACAGAAGCUAUAAACGGUAUUGAAACUGCAAGCAGAAAGCAACAGGCUGCUGAAGAGGCUCUAAGGAGAUGGAUUCAUGAAAACGGUCCAAAGGGUGGGGAUAUGCAUAGCUCGAUUAAGCGAAAUAAGUUCAAUCGAGUUGAAAAUUGCCAAGCUUUGAAGCCCACCUUAAGAUCCUCGGUUUCAAUGAGAGAUCUACUUAAUAGGAAGCAAGUUCCUGACGAAUAUACUACGACAAAGGAGAUGGAAAAGCAUGCGGAAACAAAGGUAGCAUUGAGUCAAAUGCUUCAAGCGUUGAGGGAAAAUCAAACUCUUCCAACUGAACUUGAGAAUGAUGAGGGCGAUCAAAAGCAGUCUGUAGUACAUAGGAAGAAGUUUGGAUUCUUAAAAUUAUCAUUCCCCUUGGGAAAGCGGAGUAGUAAGAAGACAUGA